Mesitornis unicolor (brown roatelo) is the source of this 494-nucleotide messenger RNA. Its product is annotated as folate receptor gamma-like. Gene Ontology annotation, cellular component: external side of plasma membrane. The record is from RefSeq and is a predicted model, not a curated record. NCBI's taxonomy places the organism in Eukaryota, Metazoa, Chordata, Aves, Mesitornithiformes, Mesitornithidae. Gene Ontology annotation, molecular function: signaling receptor activity. The transcript is spliced from 4 exons. The annotation marks the transcript as partial.
CUGCAGGAGUCGCUGCUCAACAUCUGCAUGGACGCCAAGCACCACAAAACGGAGCCGGGGCCCGAGGGGCAGCUCUACGGGCAGUGCGUCCUCUGGAAGGACAACGCCUGCUGCACCGCCAACACCAGUAUGGAAGCCCACCUAGACCAGUCCUACCUGUACAACUUCAACUGGGACCACUGCGGGGCCAUGCCGGACAAGUGCAAGCGCCACUUCAUCCAGGACACGUGUCUCUACGAGUGCUCCCCCAACCUGGGGCCCUGGAUCGACGAGACGGACAGCAGCUGGCGCAAGGAGCGGAUCCAAAACGUGCCGCUGUGCCGGGAGGACUGCGAGCAGUGGUGGGAGGACUGCCAGGACGCUGUCACCUGCAAGGUCAACUGGCACCGGGGCUGGAACUGGACCUCAGGCACCAACCAGUGUCCCCGAGGCGCCAUGUGCCAGAAGUUCAAGUUCGUCUUCCCGACGCCAGCCCAGUUAUGUGAGCAGAUCUG